Drosophila hydei is the source of this 1828-nucleotide messenger RNA. It is a transcript of the gene Ugt50B3, whose product is annotated as 2-hydroxyacylsphingosine 1-beta-galactosyltransferase. Lineage: Eukaryota; Metazoa; Arthropoda; Insecta; Diptera; Drosophilidae. The record is from RefSeq and is a predicted model, not a curated record. Bases 198 to 1766 code for a protein of 522 amino acids. Gene Ontology annotation, molecular function: UDP-glycosyltransferase activity. The transcript is spliced from 6 exons.
AUCACUUUGAUAGUUAAAGUACCUACACACAUAUGUGCAUGUGCGUGUGUGUGCGCGUCUAGUUAUUGUUUCGUUUAAAUACUUUGCAUAUUGUAAAAGAAAUGAUGUGCGAAAUUUAGCAGAUCUAAAGGAAGCGAAGCGAAGUAAAGUGAAGUUUCUUAUUCUGAGAGCUGGUUGCAGUUAACGGAUAACGCACCAUGUUACGAAUACGCUACCUGAUAAUUGUCAUGUUCACCUGCCAGGCCUUGGCUGCGGAUAUCCUCAUGGCCACGAUGGGUGGCACCAAAUCACACAAGAUACCAUUCUGGGAACUGGCCAAAGGCUUAAUCAGCAGGGGCCACAAUAUCACGUUUCUCAGUGGAUUUCCAGCAGAUUUUCAUAUCGAAGGUCUGCAUGAGGUGACGCCAGCUAGUCUGGUUGAGUAUAUACAAAACUAUACGAAUUGGGAUCUAUUGGGUGCCAGAAUGAAUGGCGAAAUGCCCAUUAAGCCCUGGGAUGGACUGCGCUAUGCCUUCGAGUCCUGUGAUGCCAUGUUGGGUGAUGCGGAAACUAAGGAUCUAGCGAAUCGAACCUUUGAUCUGGCUAUAUUAGACGGCGCAUACCCUGAGUGCCUGCAGGGUCUAACACACCUGUAUAAGAUACCAUUUAUGUAUAUAAACACAGUUGGCUUCUACACGGGCAGCUUAUCGCUAGCUGGAAAUCCUGCCAGCUAUGCAAUAACUCCCAACUUCUACUCUAGUUUCACGGAUCAAAUGAGUCUCUACGAAAGAGCUCUGAAUACUGGCAUGCAAAUCGGUCAGAAUAUAUUGCACAGCUAUGUGAUGCGUCGCACUCAUCGCAUUAUGCGCGAUCACUUGGGUGCGCAUAUACCCCAUCCGUACGAUAUGUCACGCAACGUGAGCUUCAUUCUACAGAAUGGACACGCCGUUGUGUCAUAUCCCCGUGCACUGAAUCCAAAUGUGGCAGAGGUGGCUUGCAUCCAUUGCAAGCCAGCACGACCCUUGCCCAAGGAUUUGGAUGACUUCAUUUCGGCAUCGGGUGCUUCGGGCUUCAUCUAUGUAUCGAUGGGUUCAUCUGUGAAGGCUGCCAAUAUGCCGGAGUCACUGCGUCGCAUGCUGGUCAAGACUUUCGCACGCCUGCCCUACAAUGUGCUGUGGAAGUACGAGGGCAGUGCAGCCGAUAUGCAUGAUCUAACUCCCAAUGUGAAGCUUUCACGCUGGCUCCCACAGCAGGAUAUCCUCGGACAUAGUCAGCUGCGAGCCUUCAUAACCCAUGGAGGUUUGUUGAGCAUGUUCGAGACGGUCUACCAUGGGGUGCCGGUGGUUACAAUGCCCGUGUUCUGUGAUCACGAUGUCAAUUCGGCCAAGGCCGAGGUUGAUGGCUAUGCUAUAAAGCUAGACCUGGAGACGCUGUCCACAAAUCAGCUCUACAAGUCCAUCAUGAAGGUCAUCCACGAUCCGCGCUACAGAAACGCAGCCAGAUAUCGACAGAAUCUGCUGCUAGAUCAGCGAUCCACGGCCCUUGACACAGCCAUCUACUGGACCGAAUACGUGCUGCGGCACAACGGAGCUUAUCAUCUACAAACUCCAGCGCGAAACAUGGGCUGGUGGCAGUACUACCUGAUGGAUGUGGUGGGCCUCUAUUUGCUGGCGAUUUGUGCUCUGAUAUUAAUUCUAAGGCGCUUGGAUAUUCGAUCUGAGAAGGUGCGCAAUCAGCACUAUCCCAACCUAAUACCAGCAACCAAAAGGAAGUCCAAAAAAAUAUAAAUUCGGCACAGAAAUCACUAAUGCUAUCUAACAUCCUUAACGUUUUGGACAUGUUUGAAUUA